AUGGAAUCAUCAUUAACCAAAAAUAUAAGCGAAAUUAAAUUAUUUAAAGAUUAUCAUAUUUUAGAUUCAUAUAUAGGAAAGCAAUUAUAUUAUUUAUAUCACUCAUGUUCAUCCUCUUCUGAAAAUUUAAAAUUAUUAAAAGAUUCAAUUGAAUCAUUUUCGAGCAAAGAUAACGAAAACGAAUUGAUAUUAACCUUUUCAAUAUUAAAUUCAUUCCAAUCAUUUUUAGUAAACAAAUUACAAAUAGACCAAGAAUUAAGGGAUAAUAAUGAUAAUGAA
Dictyostelium purpureum is the source of this 279-nucleotide messenger RNA. RefSeq lists its product as uncharacterized. The record is from RefSeq and is a predicted model, not a curated record. The annotation marks the transcript as partial. The transcript has a single exon. Lineage: Eukaryota; Evosea; Eumycetozoa; Dictyosteliales; Dictyosteliaceae.